Molecule: messenger RNA, 1515 nt
Organism: Bathycoccus prasinos
Lineage: Eukaryota; Viridiplantae; Chlorophyta; Mamiellophyceae; Mamiellales; Bathycoccaceae
Exons: 1
Coding region: 1-1515 (504 amino acids)
Source: RefSeq, a predicted model, not a curated record
AUGGCGCCGAAUGUGCGAAGAAGCGAGAGGAGGAGGAGAACAAAACGAGAAAACGAUGGUUACGCUCCCCUCAUUCAAUCGUUUUCUUUGUUUUUCUUCUUUUCUCGCGCGGUAUUCUUCGUCUUCUUCUUCGAAAAGAAUCCAUCCGCGAGGAUGAUGAUGAUGAUUGGAAAGGUGGACGCGUACUCCUCCGGCGCGGGAAGUUGCGACUUUGACGGCGUUUUACACGGCCUUCCAUCGACGAAACCGUCCGAUUUGAAUCACGACUUCACAUUUACGCUCGGUUCACCCGGGAUUAACGUCCCAGGCGCGGCCGUGUACGCGCAAAUAUCUGGAAAACGGAACUAUAAAGGGUUCAUGAUAUACGCGGUCGAUGAAAAGACGAACAAACCUGUUGGAAAAUGGCUGCAGAAAGACAUGCCGAAUCGGGCGCAGAUCCACCCGAUGUGCGGGCCAACGCACGCGACGCACGAUAUUUCACACUCGAAAGAUGGAGGGCAAAAGAGAGACGUGUUACCUUGGGUGGUACCGGUGGAUGUUCCCGAGCGCGUGACGUUUAAAGUGACCGUGGUGGAGGAGUACGAGACGUGGUACGCGUUUGAGAUGAAGUACGAGAGAGGGAGCGCGAGAGCGGGAGGGGUGGACGGGCUGAAGCUGAUUGAGGAAGAUGUGCGAGAGAUGGAUAGAAAUGGGAAUAAAGCGCCGAGUUUAGGAGCGGCGAUGCGUGGUGGGUACGCGCCAACGGUAACGGACGAUGCGAGCGGGAGUAGCGACGGCGAAGAACGAGAAGAGGAGAGUCGCGAGGCGUUCUUAGCGGCGAAAGAUCCAGAAGGAACGCAAUAUAAAGCUAAACACGGACAGAAGAAGGAGUUCCACAAAACGUUUCACAGCAAAUUGGCAAAAGGAGGCGACAACAAAGACGUAUACAUAGUCGACCCGAAACUGAGAGCGAAGAAAGCCUCGGAUCGAGUUUCGGAAGAGACGAAAUCGUUGCAACGAAGAACCUUCGGCAGAGUCGCGCACGGCGCGUGCAUGUUUAUUUUAUGGGUCGUGUUUGCACCCGUUUCGGCAUCUAUCGCUCGCUACGGUAAAGGUAAUGCCACCGGUUGGUUCACCGUGCACAAAUCUUUGAGCGCCGUCAUUCUUUACGGCACUCUGUUUGGUAUCUUUGGCAUCCUCUUCCUCCGAGGUUUCUCCACGCCGUGGGGGCCUCACGGUACCUUCGGCUUGAAAACCUUAGGUCUGUGCGUCGUCCAAAUGACGCUAGGAAACAUCCGCAACUGGAUUCCGCGUCCAAUCUUUCGUUUCAUCCACCGCUGGCUCGGCGUCGCCGCGUUACUUUUAAGUUGGUACACCUGCCGUUUAGGCGCUCGAUUGCUGAGCAACAUCGAGCGCAUGCCGAAAGUGCCGACUCUGACGCACGCAUGCAUGUUCGUGGUUUUGGUUUUCGUCUGGCUCAUGCAACGUAAUCACACCAAGUCGAAGAUUGAUAUUAAAACCAAGUUUAGCGUUUGA